AUGAAAUUAAACCGCUUAGCCCAGUACCACCUGGAGCACAACCUGAAGGAGAAGUUCAUCGCUCACACUAUCGAUCAGUCCCGUGCCGAAAUGACCACCCAUUCCUCCAAGCAGCCUCAGGGUGCCAAAAACACACCAGCCACCAUGACAGGUUUGUCGGUGACUCUGGAGCAGUGGGAGAAUAUUUCCAACAUCCUCAUGGUCAAGGCAGAGCAGCAGAAGACUAACUUGUUGUCCCUCCACGCCCUGGUGGACUCACUUCUGGUUCAAACAGUGGCUGACAAGCAGAUGCAGCUCCAAACCACAACCAUGGCCUUCCAGCUGAACAUCCAGGACCUCCGAUCAGCCAAAAUCCAGAUGGAGGACCAGCUGACAAAGGGCGAGAGCUGAUUUAGUGGUUAAGGUCGUCUCCCAGAAGAAAAUCCAGGAGGAUGUUCACAUCUUGCCAAAGCCCGGCUGGAUCUUCGCCGCCAGCGGCCGGGCAAAGAGCAAUGUUUCGACCUGACACAGGCCCAGCUCCUCUCUGAGGUCCAGCAGCUUUUUGUUAACAGCAACAAGCUCCAUGAGGCCAUGGCCCGCUUAGAGGACCAGCACAAAGCCAUGAUUCCCUGCCAGCUGGAGCUGCAGGAAAGCAUCGAGCACAAGGCAAACUCUAUGUACAUUGACGAGGUCGUCUGUGCCCAGUACAGGAAGUCUAUGACCAUGCACAACUUUUAA
Molecule: messenger RNA, 717 nt
Organism: Cheilinus undulatus (humphead wrasse)
Lineage: Eukaryota; Metazoa; Chordata; Actinopteri; Labriformes; Labridae
Product: tektin-1-like
Exons: 5
Biological process (GO): cilium movement involved in cell motility; cilium assembly
Cellular component (GO): microtubule cytoskeleton; nucleus
Source: RefSeq, a predicted model, not a curated record